GGGACUUGGAGAGCCUGAGUUUUCCCCGCAGGCUCCGGUGGCGCUGCGCGCCAUUUUCAAACGCCAAGCCUGCAGCCGCGAUUGGAGGGGCGCAAGGAGAAGGCGUCACCUUAAAAAACAACAACAACACCCGGCUCUUUGCGCCGCCGGGAAACGCCUGCUACGGGAAGGACCCUGCAGCUUGUUUUGGCUCCCUGACUCCUCAGGAAGGACGAAAGAGACUGAUCCUGCAAACCUGGCGAGGAUGGAAGGGGGAAGGUGGACGGUUGACCUGGUGAGGUUGUCUCCUGCAUCCCUCCCUACAACCUCUGAGCGUUCCCUCCCAGGGACCUCCAAGAGAUCUGGACCCUGCAGCUUGUUUUGGCUCCUUGACUCCUCAGGAAGGACGAAAGAGACUGAUCCUGCAAACCUGGCGAGGAUGGAAGGGGGAAGGUGGACGGUUGACCUGGUGAGGUUGUCUCCUGCAUCCCUCCCCACAACCUCUGAGCGUUCCCUCCCAGGGACCUCCAAGAGAUCUGAUGGUGAUGAAUUGGAAGGGAAGAACAAGGGGGACCACAACAGAAUCCACAUAGAGGAGAAGUCAUAUAAAUAUUCAGAGUGUGGAGAGAACCUCCGUCAGAGCUACCACUCCAACAGCGGAGAGAAACUGUAUCAGUGCAGAGAAUGUGGGAAGAGCUUCAAUCACCGUCAGAAUCUCACUAGCCAUCAAAGAAUUCAUACAGGGGAGAAACCCUAUCAGUGCUUUGAAUGUGGAAAGAGCUUCAGUUGCAGCACAUAUCUCGCUUCCCAUCACAGAAUUCAUACAGGGGAGAAACCCUAUCAGUGCUUGGAAUGUGGAAAGAGCUUUCGUCUGAGCGCUGAUCUCACUUCCCAUCACAGAAUUCAUACAGGGGAGAAACCCUAUCAGUGCUUGGAAUGUGGAAAGAGCUUUCGUCUGAGCGCUGAUCUCACUUCCCAUCACAGAAUUCAUACAGGGGAGAAACCCUAUCAGUGCUUAGAAUGUGGGAAGAGCUUCAAUCACCGUCAGAAUCUCAAGACCCAUCACAGAAUUCAUACAGGGAAGAAACCUUAUCAUUGCUUCGAAUGUGGAAAGAGCUUCAGUCAAAAGGCCAACCUCACUUCCCAUCAAAGAAUUCAUACAGGGGAGAAACCCUAUCAGUGCUUCGAAUGUGGAAAGAGCUUCACUAAUAGCUCCGAUCUCGUGUCCCAUAACAGAAAUCAUACAGGGGAGAAACCUUAUCAGUGCUUGGAAUGUGGAAAGAGCUUCAGCCAAGCCUCAAAUCUCAAGACCCAUCAAAGAAUUCAUGCAGGGGAGAAACCCUAUCAGUGCUUCGAAUGUGGAAAGAGUUUCAGUUGCAGCUCAUCUCUCACUUCCCAUCACAGAAUUCAUACAGGGGAGAAACCCUAUCAGUGCUUCGAAUGUGGAAAGAGCUUCAGUCAAAGCAGCAAGCUCACUUCCCAUCAAAGAAUUCAUACAGGGGAGAAACCCUAUCAGUGCUUCGAAUGUGGAAAGAGCUUCACUAAUAGCUCCGAUCUCACGUCCCAUUACAGAAAUCAUACAGGGGAGAAACCUUAUCAGUGCUUGGCAUGUGGAAAGAGCUUCAGUCAGAGCAGCAAUCUCACUUCCCAUCAAAGAAUUCAUACAGGGGAGAAACCCUAUGAAUGCUUUGAAUGUGGAAAGAGCUUCAGUCACAGGCAGAGUCUCACUUCCCAUCAAAGAAUUCAUACAGCGGAGAAACCGUAUCACUGCUUGGAAUGUGGAAAGAGCUUCAGUUGCAGCUCAUCUCUCACUUCCCAUCACAGAAUUCAUACAGGGGACAAACCCUAUCAGUGCUUCGAAUGUGGAAAGAGCUUCAGUCAGAGCAGCAAUCUCGCUUCCCAUCAAAGAAUUCAUGCAGGGGAGAAACCUUAUCAGUGCUUGGAAUGUGGAAAGAGCUUUAGUCGCAGCCACCAUCUGACUUCCCAUCAAAGCAUUCAUCACAAAACCCACUGAGCGUCUCCACCCCCAUCGUUCUGCCCGGACACUGAGGUCCAGUACCUUAUUAUUAUUAUUAUUAUUCUCAUGCCCAAUUUGUCCCCUGAGCAUCUUAUAUUCCGAAGAGUUUUUGACCCACAGUUUCCUCCUCUCUCUCUCCUCCCUGCCUUGGCUCCCUAUUGGCUCCUCCCUAUUGGCUGCUCCAGGCUCCAGCCAAGGCCCGUCUCUGUGGAAGUAAUUCCUGAGCAUCUGGCAUCAGGUGUUGCUACUGUUUUGUGCCACAACUAGGAAAGGACCAAUGUGCAAAUCCAGUUAUUGGAUUGGAAGCUCAUGUACAGAUAACCUGCAACAGUGGGCGUAGCCAUGAUUGGUUUUUUGUGUGGGGGGGGGCAGAUCCUCAGUUUGCUUUGUACUUGUAUUUGCAGCCUAUUUGAUUGGUUCUUUUUUGAAGCAAUUUUUCCUUCAGAAAAAAACGAGGCACAGGAAAUUCCCUCUGUAGGUGGGGGGAUGACUGAGUACUGGGAUAAUAUUGGCUCCUAAAUACAGAGGCCUCCAGUGCUGUAGGCUACACCCAAAAACAUUGUAGUACAACACCAUAUUGGCUACCUUCUAUGUAUGGGGUCAAGCACACCAGUUAACCCACCAUUCUGGAUUUUAUUCUCCCUUUCCAACUGAUUCAGCAUUGCGUCUCAGUUCAUGUCAGGAGACUUGACCCCUUAAAAUUUUCGGAAGUGUUUAUUUAUUUAUUUUAGCAUGGGGGCGGACUAUGCCUGUGAACCUCAAGGACAAACCUUUGUUAGACCUCAUGGCUUGCCUGGAGGGGGGAAGGAACCAUGGUUUAGUUUGCAGCAGCAGCACAUGACAAGCAAAGUGACUGCAAUCUCCUCUCCAGGAAUCCAUUGCUAAGCUUAGUGUUAUGUGCAAGGUGGGUCGAUGCUAUGCUAGACCUAUGUGCAGUAACCUCUGGUUCACCUCAGACAGGGCUAGGAACUGUGGUUCGAGGCCACAACCCCCCUGAAAGCAGCCUUAAAAGGCAAGUAAGUAAAAGGUGCCUUUCCAAGCAGCUGCUGAGGGUUUGUCAAAUCACGUUUUAAACAUUAGGAUGAAAAUGCACUUUGGCGACUCCUUGCCCAAAGCAUUCAGAGCACAAGAGCCACAGCUCACAGGAAAGGAGAAUUCAUGCCAUGGGCAGCUGGAAGGUACACCUGAACUUAGCAAACUAAAGGUUCAUGUUGCACUCUUUCUCUCACACCAGCAUUUGCAUUAGCAGUAACAAAGGAACUUCACACCUGGAGUAUGGGAGGAGGAAGGUUCUGCAGAACAUCUGCUUCAAGAUCCGUAAGGAGCAUUCUCAAAAUAUCUUUGCAAUAGUUACAGGAAUGGGGACACACACACACACACACCAAGCAGUUUCUCAGACUCUGGGAGAAAGCUGCCCAAUUCAUUUUGUAUAAAAUUCCAGGAUUCGUUUUUUUCUUUCUCCCUUCCUUUCUUGAGAUGAGUUUUAAGUCAAACUCCCCAGACGACUUAUUCCAAGAAGAGUCCCAGUGAAAGCCAUUCAACUGGCAUGGAGCAAGAUAACUGAGGGCUGGUUCACACCCAUCUCUUGGACUUCCACAUCAUCCAGAAGUCAUUGAGUAUCCCCAGAAAAAAAAACACUGAUUAUAUUCCCAGUCAUCUUCAGCCAGACAGGUAUGGCUAUGGAGGAAAUGAACACUGGAUUUCUUUCUAAAGAUGCACAUCAGAGUUCUCAAAAAUAUAUGAGCUCUCUCCACAUGCUGUUUUAAAAUCUAAGGUUUAGUUACAGCUAUUCAGGAAGGCCAAAUGCCUAUUGGUCAUGCUGGCGAUGGUUUGAUCACCCCUGACAGUCCUUAAGGAAGAAAUAAAUAAAGCCCAAACACUUGGGGAACUAUUAUUGAUUGAAUAAAUACCUUAUUGAAAAAAUAUCUCAUUUUGUAUUUUUCAUUCUGUGUCACCAAAAUGAUAGCAAUCUGUGUCAAACUUUGUAGAGAAGUGCUUCUCUUAUUUUGUUAGCACCUGAUGUACACUCAUCAUGGAAAGCAAUUGUAUUCAAUCACA
Messenger RNA from Zootoca vivipara (common lizard), 4054 nucleotides. RefSeq lists its product as uncharacterized. Gene Ontology annotation, biological process: regulation of transcription by RNA polymerase II. Gene Ontology annotation, cellular component: nucleus. The record is from RefSeq and is a predicted model, not a curated record. Gene Ontology annotation, molecular function: RNA polymerase II cis-regulatory region sequence-specific DNA binding; DNA-binding transcription factor activity, RNA polymerase II-specific. Lineage: Eukaryota; Metazoa; Chordata; Lepidosauria; Squamata; Lacertidae.